Messenger RNA from Haemonchus placei, 1545 nucleotides. NCBI's taxonomy places the organism in Eukaryota, Metazoa, Nematoda, Chromadorea, Rhabditida, Trichostrongylidae. The record is from the annotation of a GenBank genome assembly.
AUGCUCGUUCAUCUGCUCGUUUGCACGAUUUUCACAUGUGUUUCUGGGAUCAGCUACCAGGAUCAGUACUGCUCACAAUUUUUGACCUGCGACAGCUGUGCAGGACGACAUCAUGACAGUGAAUUCACAGAAUGCGUGUGGUGUCCAACAUGGAACUCAUGUGUCUCCGUAGACGUGAAAUGUCGUACUGGAUACAGGGAACACGUAGAUUGCCCGCUUCUUUCACUGACGCAGUAUAACGAAACAUUCGCUCGUGUCAUUGGAACUCCUCUCAUAGCAGCCGCCCAGGGCACCUUACAGAAAUGCAUCUCCACCCUACCCGGGAAUGUGCAACUACUGAAGAGGUUCGCCAUUAGGACGGACAUGGGCGAACGUACAGAUGGCUAUGUCGCUAUUGACUACACAAGUCACGCUAUAAUCGCAUCUUUUUCAAGCGUUGCAACGGGAAAUAAACUGUUUUACACACAUUUCAACGCGGAAUUUUUCACAAACAGACAAGCUCAGUUCGAAGGAUCAGAUGGGCUCGUGAACAGGUUUCUAUAUGAAAGUUGGUACAAACUCUGGUAUAUCCUAGGAAUGGAAAGGACACUCCAAGCGGUUGUGGAAAACAAUAAUGACUAUGAAAUAUGGUUUAUUGGACAUUCACUGGGUGGAGCGAAAGCAGAAAUGUCCGUUGUAUCCGUUCUUUUGAAAAAACUUGUCCCCCAGAAUAAAGUUCGUCUUCUGACGUUUGGAGCAACAAGAGUUGGUGACAUGUCGUUUGUGAAUCUCAUCGAGGCAUUGGUGCCUUAUCGUUUCCGAAUUAUUCAUGGACGUGAUAUGGUCCCACGUUAUCCGAGGAAAUUCGAUGGCGAAUGGACCCCACCUCAUCAUCAUCGCUACGAGGUCUGGUACCCAAACGGGAUGGGCAUCGGAGCAAAAUAUUUUGUUUGUCUGGGAGCGGAAGAUCCACAAUGCAGUUCUCGACUUUCGCCCUGGGAAAUACGUGCCGCUGAUAAUGACAUAUAUUUCGAAAGGAGUAUGCAGUACUGGGCCCAAUCGUACUGUAACGACAGUGUAGUUUAUCCAAAGCCUCGCCCAAUGCAGUUUGCUAAUAUUCGAGAACCAGUAUAUGACAUGUCCACCGUAGGGACGACGUCGGCUACUACGGCAACUAUUCCCGUUACAAGUGUGCAUCCGUUCAUAUCUAAGUCUUACUUUACUUCUGAGGACGUACCAACUAUUCCAUAUGAAGUCACAACAAAAAAAUCAAGUGCUGCUGAAUCUGUACGGACUACAACACCAUGGGUCAAGCCAACAACGACGGCAACGACGACGACGACGACAUCGAGUCUAAGGACAGUUCACAUUACUAUUCCUACAACAAGGAGUACAACCCCUCCACCAACGGCGAAGCCAUCCUCUGAAGUGCCGCAUGAAAAGCCAUCGAAUGAUACUUCACCGGAAAACUCUCACAAGUCGAAAACAAGCUAUACGGCAACUCCACUGGCUACGAACGACACGAGAUUAUUACCAGAAGGUCAUGAUCUAGAAGGUUUGCUCUAA